Stegodyphus dumicola is the source of this 2217-nucleotide messenger RNA. RefSeq names its product protein jagunal-like. Gene Ontology annotation, biological process: endoplasmic reticulum organization; vesicle-mediated transport. The record is from RefSeq and is a predicted model, not a curated record. Gene Ontology annotation, cellular component: endoplasmic reticulum membrane. NCBI's taxonomy places the organism in Eukaryota, Metazoa, Arthropoda, Arachnida, Araneae, Eresidae.
CCAGACUCGAGUGAAUUUUCGAGCAGCGAAAAGAGGGGGCCAAGGAAGUUGCGUGCGAUGUUUUCCACCCCCUCGGUAUCCCGAAUCCGAAACUAAUGAAACAGAGCAACGGAUACAUCCAGGAACCGAUGGCUACUGCGGAAUCGGAAUCAGAUGCCAUGCAAGAAGAUCACCAAAUCAAUAACAUCGCAACAGUUGGACCCAAAACGGAAGGCCAUGAGUUCAGCCUUGCUCUCAAACCCAAGGGGACUCCGCUGUUUCGACUGAGUGCUUUAUACAAGAGCCGGCUACGGUUCUGCAUAUUCCUGCAUUUCCUACUGUUCCUAGUCAUGUGUGCGAAACUUUCCGAAGACAUCCUGGACAAAAUGGACGUGUUCAUAUUAGAAUUAGAAGAGCUCUACAUCCCGAAACCUUUGCCUUGGGAAUAUCUUUGGACAUUAAGCAUAUUAUUUGGCUUUAUAGGCCUAAGGGCCUUGUCCCGUAACAGACUUUCAUCUCUUAACACAUACUCUGCGGGAACCGUCGUAUUCGCCCUAUGCCCUCUGCUUGGAGCAGCCAUCUACUUCUUCAAUGAUGUUUGGGAAUAUGCAGAAAAAAAAGGAGAAGCAGAUAUUGAAAUGUGGCAAGGAUUCCCGGUCGCAGUAUGGUGGUAUGGCUUUAUUAUGAUUGCCUUUCAGGUUCACAUAUUCUCAUUGUUGUUCGCCGCCAAACUGAUCAAGAUAUGGCGCGUCAAAACGAAACGAUUUUGAUUUCAUCCUUUAUCUGUGCAUAUCCAUUAUUCACUAAUAGAAACUGGUCUACUAAGCGACUGUAAAACAUGUUCUAAAAUUUUUAUCACUAUCUUCUUUCACAAGAUUUGAUACGUUCAGUUAAAAUGAAAGUCAUAGAUAUGAAUCUUAUUCAUAAGUUUCAGAAGCAUAUAUGAAAUAUAUGUUGCUAAAUUCGGGCUUCAUAAAUGGGCCUUAAGGUGGCAUCAUUGUUGGAAUGUUUAUGCUGCAAAUACUUUCUUCAUUGCAGAAUUAAAAAUCAUUCUGUGUGAUGCAAGUACAUUUUGUAUUUGAAGGAAAAAUACCACUUGCCAUGUAUUUAAUUAAGCAAACCAUUUUUUGCGAAAUAAAAGAAUCUAAAAAUAUUUACAAUUUAUAUAGCACUGGAAAAUGACUAUUGUAAGUACACGUUGUAUGCAGCGCUUGUUCGGCGAAACAUCUAAAAAUAUAGAAAGAAAAUGACGUUGCUUUUUCAUGAAGUCAGCAUCAAAAGUAGCUUUCCCCCCCCUAUUAAUUAACUCUAGUAGCAAUUAGAGCAACUUCAAAUUCAGAAUGUUUGCUGCUUCAUUGAAACGUAUCUUUUUUAUCCUCAAGAAGUUGAAGUGAAAGUAAAACUAAUCGCUCAAUGCAAGCAGAAGUCUCGUCUUCAAUGGAGUUUUUCAGUGACGUGACACUGUGUAUUUAACGAACAUUCUGUAGAUGUUUUUAAUUAAUUUGCAGUUUAGGUUCUAUUAAGUUAUUUUUGGUACUGUUAGUUAGCUAGACACUGUUUCUUUCUUUGUUUCAGAUAUUAAAUCACGCCAAACUACUAAAAGUACAUUUUUGUUACAUUAAUUACUUGAUGCAUUAGGAAAAAUUAGUAAAGUAGUAGUUUCUCUCGAUAUGUGUAACGAAGACCACUGAAUAAAAGCGUUCCUCUUCUUUUGCUUUGUCAAAUCAUAAAUAAAUUAAACGUUUUUCUUUCGAUAUUUUUUUUAAUUAUUUCGUUUUUCGUUCCUAAAUGUUUUGCAAAUACUAUAAUUCCAGGCCGACAUUGUGUAUCGUAUUCAAAAUAUUUUCUACAUCCCCUUUUUGUUUUAUAACAAAUUUGAAGUCAUUCAUCAAAAGUACAUGGAUGAUUUUUAUCCUGAUGUGAAAGAGAUGCAUGUGAUCUUAUUUUUUCAAAUGUUGCGGCUGUGCAAGCGAAUAUCUCCUGCCUGAAGUGUUUCAUCUGCAAGAAAGUAUAAGACAUCUGGUCAAAUAUUUUGAAUGUCAUUGUUUCUGAUAUGUCAUCAUUUAUUUGAACAAAAAAUGAAUGCCUGUAUCUUUAUUCGUCAUUUAUCUGUCGUCGUACCACCUUUUGAAUUCCUGUUGUUACCUGUAAAAGUGCUAAAUUAGUUCAUUUUAAAAGAAAAUGUCAUUACUGUAAUUAUUGCAAGUGGAAUUCAAUAAAUAUUGUUGUGAAAAUCUU